GAAUCAGGGAGGUUUCUAGAAGCCAACCCACCCUUCCCUUAGCCCGCAUCACCAGACACGCCGUUGUUUCUCGUGUUUGACUGCAUCAUGUCUGCUGUGAAAGCACUGAAUCCGAAGGCCGAAGUGGCCAGGGCACAAGCGGCUCUUGCCGUCAACAUCAGUGCUGCUCGGGGACUACAAGAUGUGCUCAAAAGCAAUUUGGGACCAAAGGGAACCAUGAAAAUGCUUGUAUCUGGUGCAGGAGACAUUAAGCUUACCAAGGAUGGCAAUGUUCUACUGCAUGAGAUGCAAAUUCAACAUCCCACAGCAUCCCUGAUUGCAAAGGUCGCUACAGCUCAAGACGACAUCACAGGUGACGGAACCACCUCCAAUGUACUGAUCAUUGGUGAACUCCUUAAACAGGCAGACCUCUAUGUCUCCGAGGGGGUUCAUCCUAGAAUCAUUGCAGAAGGCUUUGAAGCUGCUAAAGAGAAAGCUCUUGAGGUUCUUGAGAAGCUGAAGGUGACGAAAGAGAUGGACAGAGAGACUCUGAUCAAUGUCGCCAGAACAUCCCUUCGGACAAAGGUUCAUGCUGAACUUGCGGAUCUCCUUACUGAGGCUGUGGUGGAUGCUGUGCUGGCGAUCCGUAAACCCAAUGAGCCAAUCGACCUGUACAUGGUCGAGAUCAUGGAGAUGAAGCACAAGACCGAAUGCGACACAGUACUGAUUAGAGGACUGGUGCUAGAUCACGGAGCCAGGCACCCAGACAUGAAGAAAAGAGUGGAGGAUGCCUACAUCCUGACCUGUAACACUUCCUUGGAAUAUGAGAAGACAGAGGUGAACUCAGGGUUCUUCUAUAAGAGCGCAGACGAGAGAGACAAACUGGUCAAAGCUGAGAGGAAGUUUAUUGAGGACCGUGUGAAAAAGAUCAUCGACUUCAAGAACAAAGUGUGCACAGAUGCUUCCAAAGGCUUUGUGGUCAUCAAUCAAAAGGGGAUUGAUCCAUAUUCUCUGGAUGCUAUGGCAAAGGAGGGAAUCGUGGCUCUGCGUAGGGCCAAGAGGAGGAACAUGGAAAGGCUCACCCUAGCCUGCGGUGGCGCUGCCAUGAACUCUGUGGAGGACCUCGCACCUGACUGUCUGGGUCACGCUGGUCUGGUCUUUGAACACACACUGGGGGAGGAGAAAUACACCUUCAUUGAGAACUGUAGCAACCCCCGCUCCGUGACUCUUCUGAUCAAAGGCCCCAACAAGCACACCCUCACUCAGAUCAAAGAUGCCGUGCGCGAUGGCCUACGGGCAGUCAAGAACGCCAUUGAAGACGGCAGUGUGGUGCCCGGUGCCGGCGCGUUCGAGGUGGUGGUGGCAGAGACGCUGGUGGAGCACAAGAGGGGCGUGAAGGGACGGGCUCAGCUGGGGGUGCAGGCCUUCGCCGACGCUCUGUUGGUCAUUCCAAAGGUACUGGCUCAGAACUCCGGAUACGACCCUCAGGAGACUCUGGUCAAGUUACAGACUGAACACAAAGAGUCUGGGGCAAUUGUCGGGGUAAACUUGAACACAGGUGAGCCUAUGGUUCCUGCUGAGGAAGGGGUUUGGGAUAACUACAGUGUCAAGAAACAGCUCCUUCACUCAUGUACGGUCAUUGCCAGCAACAUUCUGUUGGUGGACGAGAUCAUGAGGGCUGGCAUGUCCUCUCUGAAGGGUUGAGGACGGUCUGCAAGAUGAUGGCUGAUUUCACCGUGAGAUGGAGGGUCGAUGCGCAGUGACACCAUCCCGGAAGCAUCGCCGGAGACCUCAGGCCCUUAGGCACAUCACCAAGGCUUCUGUUGUUCUGUCUUCUUCCUCGUAGAAGAUAUUUUGCCCCACUCGAGUCCUCACCCCCUUAUUAGUAUGCUCCCCCAGUCAGAUUGUUGAUGGUAUACAUCGCUGUUCUUUCUUUGUACUCAUUAAAAGGUUUUGGCUGA
Molecule: messenger RNA, 1940 nt
Organism: Clupea harengus (Atlantic herring)
Lineage: Eukaryota; Metazoa; Chordata; Actinopteri; Clupeiformes; Clupeidae
Gene: cct6a
Product: chaperonin containing TCP1, subunit 6A (zeta 1)
Biological process (GO): protein folding
Molecular function (GO): ATP-dependent protein folding chaperone; ATP hydrolysis activity; ATP binding
Source: RefSeq, a predicted model, not a curated record